This is a messenger RNA of Folsomia candida, 2614 nucleotides long. Its product is annotated as CD151 antigen. The record is from RefSeq and is a predicted model, not a curated record. NCBI's taxonomy places the organism in Eukaryota, Metazoa, Arthropoda, Collembola, Entomobryomorpha, Isotomidae. The coding region runs from base 720 to 1523 and encodes 267 amino acids. Gene Ontology annotation, cellular component: membrane. The transcript is spliced from 10 exons.
GAGGUGGUUUAGACACAUUAGAGACUUCCCUUCAACAGAGUUACUUACAGAUUGGGCUAAAAAUCCAGAGCCGAACUUUGCAAGCUAAAUAGUUGGCUUUGGUAACUGGCUUUGAUAACAAAGGACCUCUUGUAUAAAGCGGAGCAUUAUAUUUCACAUUGAAUUGAGGGCUCGGUUGUUUAUUUUACACACCGUGGAUUGUACUCUACAUACGUGUUCCAUCCCCGUCAGUCACAGAGUAACCAAGCAUUAAGAGAAAUUAAGCUCCUCUAACGACGCUUCUAUUCAAAUUGGCAGCAAAAAUCAAUUAGUUUACGUCUUUAUUACUGAUACUUUCAUUUCCUUUAACGACUCCACCAACCUGAGAAAAUCUGCUGGAUCUCAGAUUUCAGGUAAAACCAGAGGAUUUGUGAAUUGUGUGUGUGUCUCCUCUCUCUCUGUGGUGUGCAAUUUCACUUGCUUGUGGUGUUUUUAGUUUGUGCCCACUGAGACGAAUUUCUGUAAAGUGUUGCAAACCAAAGCCAGCGUGGCUAAACGUUGUUAAUAACCAACAAAGUUUGGCGUAAAAAUUCAUUAAGAGUUUAGGAUUUGGUUGGAGCCGCAAAGAAAAGAGCAGUAGAUUUCCUCAACAAAAAUCAGCAGCCUGCCAGUAAAUCCGUGAGAUUUGAAACUCCAAGGAUCUCUAAUUUUCGUGCCAUUUACAACCACACAUCAUUAAAAUGGACAUUGGGACAAUAUUUGUGAAGUACUGCCUAUGCCUCUUCAAUUUCGUAUUUGUGGUGUUCGGCAUGGCCCUACUGGGUUUUGGCAUAUGGCUCGUGGCAGAUCAGUCGUCCGUAGUCACCCUGCUCAAGUUUGCAGACCACGAGACCAUAAGGGAUUAUGGAACCAAUGCAACUGUGAUUGAACAGCUCGGCUACGUCCUGAUAGCAAUGGGAGCCUUCAUCUUCGUCAUCAGUUUUCUCGGCUAUUGUGGGACCCUAAAAGAAUCCAGACUUCUUCUUGGAGCUUACGCUUUCUUUCUCACCCUCAUCUUUAUUCUGGAGAUCGUCCUCGUGGUUCUCGUGGUCGUGUACCGCAAAGAGGCGGAAGGUGAGACAAGGAGCAUUCUCACAAUCAGUGUGCAAAACCACUUCUCUACUCGUGAAAGAGCAAAUGCUUUCACUGUGGCAUUGGACUUCCUGCAAGCAGAAGGUCACUGUUGUGGAAUUUCAAACUUUACGGAUUUCAGAAAUGCUCGCUUAUUCAAGGAAAAUUCUACUCGGGAAACACAGGUGCCUGUGUCCUGCUGCAAAUUGGCUGGCGAUCCAUUGAAAUUCAAUGCUAUAGACCCAAGCUGCACAACGAGUCCAAAUGAGGGAAACUCAUACCUGUUCAAUGGAUGCUUCGAUUCUUUGGUAAAGCAAUUGAUGGAUAAGUUCAACUUUGCGAUAAUUGCCGGUGUGAUAGUGGCCCUCUUACAAAUUAUUGGGAUCGUCUUUUCGAUUUGUGUCUUUAAAGCAGCGUAUUAUGAUUACAAGUGAUUCAUUUGUGUCGAGUCUAUGUAUCAAUCAGCACUAUUAUUUUACAAUAUUCGCAAUGUUUAUAAUUUAGCGUAAGAAUGUGUAGACCCUCCGAUAUUUGUUAUGGUUUGUUGGUUAUCCUUUCAUGAAUAUUGUCCACUUUACUCAAAUAGCUUUUCUUAGAAUAUGUAAAGUUCUGUGUAUUUUCUUGCAUGCAUCCAUUCCACACACACUUGUUGUGAAUCGCUCUUUAUUAAGUAGAUUCACCAAAUAGAUAAUAUUUUAUAGUUGAGCUAAUUGAAAACCUCGUCAGUAUCCAAAAAGAGCAGCAAGCAAACUGAACUGAUGUAUAAGUAUAUGUAUAGUGUAAUCGUAUUGCUGUAUUACCUGUAGUGUACACAAUCAACCCUGUCACAUGUAAUUAAACUCCACAAACAAGCAUCAAUCAGCGAACAACAGUGCUGUAAAAGUGAAAUUCCCCCAAAGUUACUGGGAAUGAGAUUUCUAUUUUCAAGUACAAUGCAAAGAAAUUUUGAUUAGAUAAUUAUUACGAAUGUACAGAAUAGUACAUAUUUGUGGAAGUGGCAAUUAUGUAUUAAAUCCUAUCUGCAUAAGAUAGAUUAUUCUGGAGCGACAAAUUGUAUUCAUGCAGAAAUUUUGCUUAUGACAUUCAAUUAACGAGUAAUCAAUUACAAAUUAUGUGAAAUCACUUAUGUGUCAUGUGUAGCUAGCUAUCACAAAGUUCGAAUCGUCGAACUGCAACAAUAUAUUUGUAUUUGUAAACCUUUCAACAUAUUAUUAAGUUACACAAACAUAUUUGAACUAAAUUUUGGAUUAUUAAUUUAUAAAUUGAUUUGUUCCGGCACAUACACAACAGAGCUGUCCCGAAUGACAAUAUUGUUGUUUGGUGGUUAAAUUGUAAUAACGAAAAAACAGCGGCAUAAUCCAUGCAAUAAUCAGUUUAUUUUAAUCCUAUUAUUAUUAUGUUUAUGUUUACGUAGAUUGUAAUAGAUUGAAUAAAUUACUAUUUAAUAAUUUUAUUAUUAAGAGUUUUAAUUGAAGCAACCAUGAUAAAUAUAAAUAAACUUAAUGGGUGUAACCUUUUUUAUUAA